AUGGGGUUUGAUGAAGGCAGCAUAAUUUUAAAUAGUGAAAAUGAAACAUAUUAUGUCGGUCAAACUAUUUACGGCAAAUUGGUAUUCCAACAAGACAAGGUCAAAACUUUUCGAGGUUUAUAUGUUAAAAUAAAAGGUUUCUGUAAAGUGCAAUGGACUACAACCCACACUCGAAAACAGGGUAACCGUAACGUAACCUACCAAAAAAUCCAUAAGUCCCAUGAAGAGUAUUUUAGAAAGAAAGAGUAUCUACUAGGCAGUGAAGAUGGUGAGUACCACCUGCAGCCUGGUAAACACGAGCUUCCGUUCGAUUGUCAAAUUCCCGCUAAUUGCCCAUCAUCUUUUGAAGGCUCUUUUGGCCAUGUUCGCUAUGAGAUUAAGUUUGUAGUUGAUAGAGCUUUUAAGUUAGAUCAGAAAAAGAAAAAGAGGUUACGGGUUAUCGCUCCAUUAGAUCUGAAUGUGGAACCAUAUUGUAAGGAACCAAUGCAAUUUGACAUAGAAGACACAUAUUGCUGCUGCUGCAUGAGUUACGGCUCCAGUGAGACCGUUGCUAAACUGCCUGUGUCUGGGUAUUGCGCCGGGCAGGUUAUACCCAUUGAGUUGAACUGUACAAAUCACGGCAAGGUUAAGGUUGACAUCAAGCUCGCUAUUAAAAAGAAAAUAGCCUUCUAUGCAUCCUUAAAUCCGGAUACUAGACACCAAUCGGAAAUAAUAGCAGAGAUCAAAAAGGGUCCUGUUCCCGGUGAUACCACCAGAAGCUGGAUGGUGGAUAUGGAGGUGCCUGUUAUAGACGUGUACAACAUGGGAACCUGUCGGUACAUUGAUAUAGACUAUGAGUUUAAGGUGACCGUUAGUCCUAAAGGAUGCCACCGGAACAGUGACGAUACGAGGCGUAUUGUCAUCGGCACGAUCCCGAUGGUCGGGCAACAGGACAAUAUCCCAAAUCCUCUACAAGACCAAAUGCCGAUCUUUAAUGAAUCUAUGUUUCCCGCGAGCUCCUACCCACCGAACCCUUACCCAGUCGAAAAUUCUCCCUAUCCUGGUGAAAACUCUGCAUAUCCGUCUCAAAACUCACCAUAUCCUGGCACAAACCAACCUCAUCCAAGUAUAACUCCGUCUUACCCCAAUGCAAACCAACCUUAUCCUGGUGCGGCCGCUCCUUACCCUGGCGCAACUUCGCCCUACCCCUUAAAUCAGCAAAUAAACAAUUCACCAUAUCCUGGUGCAUAUCCCACUUCAACUAUUCCGAUUAAUCCACCUUAUCCCGCAAUCAACUCGACUCCAAAUCAAAGCUUGGCUCCUUAUCCUCCUAACAGUUCACCUUACCCGGCACCAAACCCAUCGCUAAACCCCAAUGUCAGCCCUUACCCUGGUAGUCCCAAUCAACCCAAUGUCCAGUACACGCCGGGAAACAAUCGCAGCUCAGUUUUAACCGGAAGUAGUACUUCACUGAAGACAGGAACCUUUGGAUUUAUUGGACAAGUUGAUACUGAAGCUGUCCCAAUACCAUCACUACCACCUGGCGCUAAUGUACCUUAUCCUACUACUCUCACAAACAAUCCGUACGCUACAGCCAGCGCGCCUGAACCCGCUACACCCGAUGAUGAAAAAAAAACUGAAGUGCCUUACAACUCCGAAUACAUCAGCAAGAAGGAUGAAAAAUGA
Molecule: messenger RNA, 1665 nt
Organism: Parnassius apollo (apollo)
Lineage: Eukaryota; Metazoa; Arthropoda; Insecta; Lepidoptera; Papilionidae
Source: the annotation of a GenBank genome assembly